AUGGAAGAGCAUGGCGACCAGACGCAGCUGCUGCCUGACGACGUGCUCGCGGCCGUCCUCGCCCGCCUCGCUCCGCGCGACCUCGCCACGUCCCGGUGCGUCUGCAAGCCCUGGCGGGACACCAUCGACGCUCGCCGCAUCCUUCGCGCCGACCUCCUCCCGCACUCGCUGGCCGGCUUCUUCAUCAACUUCAACGACCUCAGGUACUCAGAGUUCUUCUCCCGCCCAUCAUCACCCUCUCCGUCCGAGGGGCCCGGGAUCCAAGAGAAAGAGCUCAUCUACCUCACCAUGCAAGCUCACUGCAACGGCCUUCUCCUGGUCCGCGACACGGUGGCAAACCCGGCCACGGGGUGGAGGGCACCUUUGCCGCCGUCGCCGCCCAAAACACCGGGGAUGGAGUGCUUCAUCCAUGAUGCCUACCUUGCAUAUGAUCCUACGCUGUCGCCUCACUAUCAAGUCCUUCUCCUACCUCGUGUUCCCUACAUCGAGCUUGACAUAGAACCGGACGAGUACCCGUUGAACAUGGUUGACCCGGCAAUGUUUGAAUUGGAAUGGCCGCCAUCAUCGUGUGUGCUGCGUGUCUUCUCAUCGUUCACCAAGCGAUGGGAGGAAAAAGCUUUCUCUCGGGUAGGAGAGGCUGCAGGAACCGUUCUUGAAUUGGGGAUAGCAGAUAUAGGGAAUGAUUCCACCGCCGUCUACUGGCAUGGCGCACUCUAUGUGCGAUGCCAAAAAGGUUUUGUUAUGAGGUUAUCGUUAUCAAGCAACACAAUCCAAGUAAUUAAACCACCUGGAGAUCUUGAACCCGAGAGCUGCGAAAUUAUGCAUCACCUCGGAAAAUCUAGAAAGGGUGUGUAUUACGCAUCAAUUAAAGAUUCAUACCGACUUCAGGUAUGGGUUCUCAACGAAUCAUGCGCUUAUACUAAGUGGGAGUUGGAGCAUGAUAGGCACUUCAAUCUACUGCUAAACGACGGCCAACAAGUUUAUGGGCCCUGGAUCUUGCAAGAUGUUAACUACAACAACGAAGAGUAUAUCAAUGUUAACGGUGACGAUGGCACCACGGUAGUAGAAGACGCGGUGACCCUCGCCGGCAUCCGCCACUCCUCCUUGCUCAAGGUCCCCAACCCCGGCACCUCCCUCUCAUUCCCCCCCCUUCGCCGCGGCACCUUCUGCACCAGCGACCCUCGCGUCUCCCGCCUCGACGACGGCUUCCUGAGCUUGCGGCUCAAAGAUGGAGAAGGGCUGAAACCAAAGAUCCGGGAGGAAAUACCUGUAGAGGAACAGACUAGACAAGAUUUCAAUAGGAGCUGCAGAAGCUUGCAUGCAAGGCUCUCGGUGAAGAAGAGCAAGGCCGUGAGGGACCCCAACAAGCCGAAGCGUCUCCUCACCUCCCUGAGCUCCUUCGUAGUCUUCAUGAAUAUGUCAAAGAUAGCUCCAAGGGCUUAUGCUGCAACUCCGCCCAUCUGUUCGGACUCACCUCCUGUGCAGGUUCCAAUGCCGAAUCCAAGUUUGUAUCUUACUCUUGUUGGGACAACCUCGUAUGCAUCACCAUCCAUGUCUGACAAUUACAACGUUGCAAAUCUGAAUGAAUGGGAGACAUCAUGUUGGAUAACAGAGAGUGGGAAAGGCUACGCCUGGUUCUCAUCACAACAAAUCAAAUCAGCUGAGUACAUGACUAAUUUACAGGUAGGGAAGCCGUUGAAGAACUUCAUGAUCAUCUCCCGCAAGGGCAUGGUGGGCGUCGUCAGCAGCAUGCCGCCGAGGCUUGAGGCGAACGGAACCGAACGAGCGCCUGCUGAGGCGAGAACUGGGGUCAGAACGUUGAGCUAUGAGAGGAGCUGCUGUGCAACGACACCACCGAGAAAAGCCCUGCAGCAGCACUGA
This is a messenger RNA of Lolium rigidum, 1881 nucleotides long. RefSeq lists its product as uncharacterized. The record is from RefSeq and is a predicted model, not a curated record. Gene Ontology annotation, molecular function: protein binding. Lineage: Eukaryota; Viridiplantae; Streptophyta; Magnoliopsida; Poales; Poaceae. Bases 1 to 1881 code for a protein of 626 amino acids. The transcript has 8 exons.